CUCGUUCUGCUUCUCUGCUGUCUCUCCGCCCCCAUUGACCUACACAGUGUAACCUUAGUUGACAGGUGCUUAGCAGGAUGAGACAACAGCCUUAGCAGGUCAACCCGCAACACACGCUUUAGAUUUUACGACCGGCUCCUGUAUCUAUGCUGCAGCGUGGUUCAACCUCGCGGUCUCGCGUCAGCAACAGUCGCUAGCGCAACGCCUGCCGUUCCGUUCUUCGACCCCUCCCUUCUCACCAGGUAGUGGCCGCUGCCUACGUCGACUCACCACCACCGGAGCCAUCUGCCAUCCCCUCUCCCCCUUCUCCUCCCCCAAUGGACGCCUUAUCCCGUCCGCCCGCCGCUCCCCUCCCCGCGCGCCGCUGGGUGGUGCCGCACAAGAAAUGGGCUCUUCCCUCCGCCUCCCCGCUGCCCGCUUCCGCCUCCUACGGCUCCUCUCUCGCCGACUCCUCCUUGCUUUCUUCGCACGUCCCUUCGCACCCGUCGCACGUCUCCUCGCACCCAUCGCACGGCGGCAGCUGGGCCAACGGGAGUGUCGUAGAGGGGAGCUGUGGCGCCGAUCCGUCGCAACGAGGGCGGGAGCGAGCGGCGCAGGGAUGGGCGAACGCGCGGAGCAGCGGUGGGUGGCAAGGCGGGGACGCGGCGGUGCCGGGGGGAGCGCCGGCGGAUGCUGGUUGGCGGAAGCGGAAAAGCCAUCUCUCCGCGGCUGCGGACGACUCCGCCUGUCUGACGUCAUCACACGGUGCCGACGUCCCGCCCUCCGCCCUUCCGCAUCCCUCCCAUGCGCCUUCGCAUGCGGACUCCCCCUUCGCGCAUCCCGCCGCCUCCCCCCGCCCGCCCGCCACCCGCUGGGACGUUCCUCUCUUCUCCGCCAAGCGCGCGUGCCUCGCGGCGGACCAGCGCAGGCCCGCGGAAGCACCGUGGGCGGAGAGACCCGCCGAAGGAGCCGCAUGGGCGGAGAGACCGGCCGCGUGGGUAGAGGGGGCGCAAGGCCGGGAAGCCGCUGCGGCGGCAGCGGCGCCCUUCCAGCCAACCACGGGUUCCGCCGGCCGCGGAGCGCUGCUUGCAUUCGCCGUGGGCGCGGCGCCGAGCCCGCAUGGGGACGGGCGCGGGAGUCUCCAUCAUCCCGCGUCCUCCGCGCGCAGCAUCGGCGCGUCCCUGGAGAGUGGCGCGCGCACGCGGCGAGGAGUCUGCGCGCGGGGCAGGAAGAGGCGGGGAGCGGAGGGAGAUCUGGCGCAGCAGGGCUCGAUGGCGGGGCGAGCGGGAGACGGGGGCGCGGGAAUAGAGGCGGGCGGAAGGGCUGGCUGGGAUGUGGCGCAGGGGGAAGGGGAGCAGAGCUCGUGCGCGAAUGGGGGAACAAGGGGCGACGACGACGAGGAGGGGGGUAGAGGGGAGGAAGAAGCGGAGAGGAGAGAGGGAGGCGGCGCGGAGAGUGUUGCGCGGCCGAGGAGGCGGAGGCGGAAGGGAGGGCUGCUGGGGGUGGCGGAGGAAGGGGAGGAGGGCGAGGGAGCGACGGACUACCAGGCGUCAGCAAGUCCGCUAGCCUCCCUGGCUGAACCGUCAGCGCCUGGUGUGUCGGCGGCAGUGGGCGAUGCGGCGAGACUAGACCCCUCCUCGCAUGUUCCCGACGGCCGUGCGGGAAGCGCGUACCUGGAAGCCACUCGCAGCACGGGUGGGACUGUCGCGAGUGCCAGUGCGAAUGGCUCGUCCGCUGACUGCUACUCGACCAGGGGCAGUAGCGCAGGGGAGCGGGACAGCACGGCAAGGGAGCAUCAGCAGCAGCAGGGGCGGAGGCAGAAGGGGCGGCCGUUGCAUGAGCUGGCGAAUGGGGCGGGCGGCGAAGGGACGAGAGAAGCGGAGCGAGAGGCGGACAGCAGCGCGGACGACUGGGGGGGCAAGCGGCAGAGGCAGAGGCAGAGGGCGGUGGAGGAGGAGAGAGGCGCGCAGGCGCAGGCGGAGGAGCGGGCGGAGGUGGAGAUGAAGCGGCGGUUCAGCGUGGUGGUGCAGUCGCAGGUGGGGGGCGAGGGGGACGAGGAGGCGCCGCAGCACGAGGGCGAGGCGGACAGGUGCAUGUCCGAGCAUGUAGGGGCGGCCAAGUUUGUCCUGUCCUCUGGCCGCACGCUAUCAGCAGAGUGUCUACCAGCCGCCAAGAAGAAGCCGACUAUCGACGACGAGUUUGAGCAGUACUUUGCGCAGCUGCUCUUGUAGCAGCGAUCCAUUCUCAUCAGGUUUGCUUGUGUUCAUGUUGCGUAGUGUGUGUGCAAGUGUGCAAGUAGGCGAGCAAUUAGGUGAGCAAUUAGGUGUGCAAGUACGUCUCUAGAUGGAAGGGUGUGGUAGUAAGGGGGGCCCAAUCUCAGCCUUGCACGUGCUGUGGAGGCUGAUCCCACUUCAAACCAAACACUGCUGCAGUCGCACCUGCUGAGCCAUUCCAGCAGCAAGCGGUAUUGUUCUUAUGUGGAUUGUGUGCUACGUCU
This is a messenger RNA of Closterium sp. NIES-67, 2476 nucleotides long. NCBI's taxonomy places the organism in Eukaryota, Viridiplantae, Streptophyta, Zygnematophyceae, Desmidiales, Closteriaceae. The record is from the annotation of a GenBank genome assembly.